This is a messenger RNA of Cladophialophora carrionii CBS 160.54, 123 nucleotides long. RefSeq lists its product as uncharacterized. The transcript has a single exon. NCBI's taxonomy places the organism in Eukaryota, Fungi, Ascomycota, Eurotiomycetes, Chaetothyriales, Herpotrichiellaceae. The record is from RefSeq and is a predicted model, not a curated record. Bases 1 to 123 code for a protein of 40 amino acids.
AUGACAAGACGACGCUCCUUUGGCGCGUGGCAAAGUCCAAAUACCCGGCACCGAAGUGGACAGGGUGUGCCUGGCCCAGACGGCGCCGCUGCCGCCGCCGCCGCGUCAAAAGGCGUUCAAUAG